ACAGGAAACAUUCAUAUAUGAAUGUUUAUCAUCAUUGUCGCGUCCAGUUAGUGACUGGUAAUUAUUUUAGAGAAAAAGCAGCCGAGCAGCAUUCUCGGGUUAAUUUUUGAAGGUUUUAAAUGGGGCUGCUGGAAUUAAGAUGUAACGGAGUUUUUUUCCCCCUAUACGGUCAUUAGGGGGCAAUCACUGAUCCUAAAGAGAAGAUCUGCGGCCAUGGGGGGAUAUCUAAGGCGAAAUCUGGCAACCCCUGGACCCAGCUCACAACAUCUCAGGCCACACAGACGCCCAGGAUCCCCGAUAUGGUGCGGCGUUCCUGCACCCUGCGCUUCGGCGACGGCGCUUUGCGGGGCCAGUAGGCUAAUGCUGCGGUCACCGGGCAAGUCUGGCGAGCAGAGGCAGCCGGCUUCGCCCUUUCGGUGCACUUUGUCUGCAGCGCUGAAAGAAAUAAAACGAGGCCAGGGGAGCUUACAGCCAGUCGGCGGAAAGGAGGGAGCAGGAGGAGGGGGGGGCAAUUAGGAGCCUCGGAAAACAUGGCAGCAUCCCUUAUCCGAGCCUGCCGCAGUCUGGCUCUGUCGACAUGGCUGCUCUCCUUCUGCUUCGUGCACCUGCUCUGUUUGGACUUCACCGUGGCUGAGAAAGAGGAGUGGUACACCGCCUUCGUCAACAUCACCUACCGGGACCCGCUGAGCUCGGAGACCGUGACGGAGAAGACCGAGUGCGGCCGCUACGGCGAGCACUCCCCGAAGAGGGACGCCAGGGGGGUAGUGGCGAUGCCGUCCUCCGCCCCCGACCGGCAAACCUGCGACCCUGCCACUCGCUUCGCCCUCCCCCCCGACGGAGGGCCCUGGGUCGCUUUGAUCGCCAGGGGCAAUUGCACUUACAAGGAGAAGAUCCGGAAUGCCGCUAGCCGCAACGCAUCGGCGGUGGUCAUUUAUAACGUGGGGUCCGUCAAUGCCAACGAAACGAUCACCAUGCCGCAUCAAGGUACUGGGGACAUUGUGGCCAUCAUGAUCCCGGAGCCCAAAGGGCGUGAGAUCGCCGCCUUGAUGGAGAGGAACGUGACGGUGACCAUGCACAUCACCAUCGGCACACGGAACCUACAGAAGUACGUGAGCCGCACCUCCGUGGUCUUCGUCUCCAUCUCCUUCAUCGUCCUCAUGAUCAUCUCGCUGGCCUGGCUCGUCUUCUACUACAUCCAGAGGUUCCGCUACGCCAAUGCCCGUGACCGCAACCAGAGGCGCCUAGGGGAUGCGGCUAAGAAAGCGAUCAGCAAGCUGCAGGUGCGAACCAUCAGGAAGGGAGACAAGGAGAUGGAGUCAGACUUCGAUAAUUGUGCUGUCUGCAUCGAGGGCUACAAGCAGAACGAUGUGGUUAGAAUCCUCCCAUGCAGACAUGUCUUCCACAAGAACUGCGUUGACCCUUGGCUGCAGGACCACCGGACUUGUCCCAUGUGCAAGAUGAACAUCCUAAAGGCUCUGGGCAUCCCUCCCAACGCUGACUGCUCUGACGACAUCCCGCCAGACUAUGAGGCCUCGGUGGGCGGCCCGCCCACCAAUCAGUUGUCCGGAUCCAGUGACCUCACGGCAAAUGAGAGUUCGGUGGUGCUGGAUCCUGGGGCAGGGACAGUUAGCCUUCCUCAAGUCCUCCCAGACGUAGACCCCCUUGCUCAGGCCGGAGAGAGCCGCCACAUUGCCAGCAGUGAGCACCAGCCCCCCAUGAGUAGUGACUCGGACACCUCCCUCAUCAUGGCUGUGGAGGCAGGGCUCUCCGACAUGGAGCUGUCUUCUGAGCAGGAGCGGGAGGAGGUCAAGUCCUGAGCAGAGCCAAACAGCAGUCUGGUGGGGGGUGGGAGGUGUGGACAGUGGAGUGAGCGAUGCCGGGUAGGUGGGGUUUACAGGAUGAACUGAACUCCUCUUCUAGGUGUUUCUGGACAGCGGUGGUUCAGAUAAGCAAUAGAAACACAGUGAUAUUAUCUCUCUCUAUCUUUCCAUCUCUCUCUCUCUCUCUCUCUCUCUCUCGCUUCUAUUCUGAAUUUGCACAUCAUCAGCUGGGCUCGGUCUCACCUGAUGUUCUUUUUUUAAGAUCUUUACAGCUGGCUUGAAAACAGAGCGGGAAAAAUCGCAGAUUUUUUUUUUUUGUGUGUGUGUGUGUUUCAAGGACACCGUCGCCGUCGAGCUCUGGACGUUGCCGUUUCGACACCGCUUUCCUUCUCUCGCCUGUGGAAAUCUCACGUUGAUUUCUUUUUACGAGAUCACUGCCAAACUAUUCCAGGAAGAGACACAACUUACGCAUAUAUAUAUAGAUAUAUAUAUUGCAUACAGCACUUGCUUGCAGUUACUGUAUCCUGGAUUUGCUGGUGGCCAUAGGCCUGUUCUGAUGGGCAGUGAAUUGUUCUGUGAUCACACUGUAAACAUAUUUUUGCAACCAUCUAUUUUUUUCAUAUAUGGUGUAAUAAUUUAGGUCCUUUUUAGUUAAAUAUUUUUGUCUUGAAUCUGUAGACCAGUUUGUCAUUUUAUUGUAGGUGCUGAUAAUGCGUCCACCCCAAAAAAAAAACCUUCCCCCUGUGCGUCGGGAUCCUAUAAAUCAGUUUCUGUCAUACUCAGGCAUUAUACGGUGGUUUCACUGCAGAAAACGGGUCAACGAACUAUACAGCUUGUCGACGUAGCACUGCAGCGAACUAUGCAGAUGCCGUCCUGGUAGAGCACUGGCCCGGCGUACUGUACCGAACCGAGUUCUGCUCAUGAUCCAAGCUGCCCAGUAGUUCUGCUUUGGCGUUUUCCUCGCACGCGCGCUUCCGGUCUGAACACGAACGCGAUCACGAGACGCACAAAUAACCGUUUCCACGGAAACAGGCAAAUAAGGGGGGGUGACAGCCUGCGUGCACUUAGCGAGGAAAGAAAAAUAAGCCGUUCUGCUAAUUAAUUAAUUAAAGUUAAUUACAAUUUUUACAUUUCCAUGGCAUCUUCGAGCUCAGAUUUCAUUAUUAUUUUUAAGGCUUGAAGGUGUGUGAUCACGAACGGAGGAAAGCUGAAAUCUGACAGAUGACCUUUAUUUUAGUAUCGAAAGUUUUAUUUUUAUAGUUGGGGAUUGAAGAAAAAAGAAAUCCUGUUUACAUAGUCUCCGAAUGUUGUGGAUCGAGGAGUCUUUUUACUGUAUUACACGCUUUAAAGAGGUUUUAACGCCAUCCGGCCCCAUAUUACGCGCUUUAAUGUGGUGUUAACACCCCCGUAUCUCCCCGGUCGCCGCAGUCUCUGUGUCAUGCAACCAAAGAGGCAGAUCACGCUUGGAGAGGCGAUGGCAUCUUCACGCCGCCAGGACACUCUGUCCCCUGCGGGAUGCAAACUGUAUCCAUUCUGCCACAAAAUCGCCAGAAUGUCGACGGCGCGUUUUUUUUUUCUCCAAACGAGCGGAAAGUAAUGGCCUUACUGGGGGCGGAUCCCUCCUGUCGCAUUGCUCACAGUAACCCCAUGCCGUGUUACUAAAAUCGAAAAAAAAACACACAGAUUAUUAAACCAAUUCGUCCACCCUCUCCCUCUUUGCGUUGAUCAGAUUCCUUUAAUUGCACACUUCUGGCAACCUUUUGGCUUAAAAGUCCUUUAAUUUAUCUGAAAAUCUGAAAGUUGACCACUUACCUGCUUGAAAUCUGUUUUUAAGGUGUUUGCAUACUGCUGUGCAAAUGAACAAGAUGAGGACUGAAGAUACCUGAUUUUUUUUUCUGGUUCUGAACUGUUGGUUGUAAGGGUGGGGUCUUUCCAUCCUUUGCAGUAGCUGGAUGAGGACAGAUGGGGUGGUAUGCUGGCAAGUGGAGGGACUCUGAUCACUAUGACAGAUGUCAUUCCCCUGCUUGUCCCUAGGUGGUGCUCUCCUGCAUCAGUUUCCAUUGUAAAACAUGAUAGAAUUACACGGUCUGCACAGUCUCGCUCACCUAUUUGGAAGCUUUUCAGAGAUUUUUGCCAGUGCUUUCAAAUGCAUUGAUCUAAAUGGUCUGCAUUUAAUGCUAGGACCCGCCCCCACAGCCAUACAUGGGCGACCCACCAGCCUGGCACACACACAAGGCCACAGGCCAGCAUGUCCGUUGGGAUGAGUUGAGAAUCCCAGUCUGGGCAGACAGAAGUAUUUCUGUCACGGGAGCAGAAGAUCGCUGGUGCUUUUGGUCCCGUUUUUACUCGUCGCGGGCGUUCCGUGCCAUGUUUUUCUGGGAGGAGUUUAAUCCUUUAAGGCUUUAACCCCAAACCGAUUCUGUGCGAAUAUACCUCACUGCAGCGGGCUUGACUUGUGGGAGGUUUGGUCGUUCGUAGCCUUGCUUUGCAAAAUGUGGUCUGACGCCUGCCCCGCUAAACUUAGGCCAGCGGUGAGUCCGCACCCCUAGAAUGACAGGAUUUUCCAUUGGCCCGGGGUUAAUUGAAAAGUGUGCUUCUGACUCUGGCCUGAGAAUAUCAAGCACAGUUUCCAGCUAUUCCCAUCAAUGCACCCUCCCCCCCCCCCCCAGGCUGAACGUAAAAGCUCCAUGUUGGUAUCCGUUUGUUUUGCCGUGUCAUCUCAUAUUUCCGCUGCUUCUUCAAUCCAGCCAAGUGAUGCACGUCACACAUGUGUACAGAAUCGGCCUUCGCUUUUUUCCAUGUGUUCUCUCGCCUGACUCAAGUGCCUUUAGUUUUGUUUGUUGUUCUUCCUAGCAACUGUGGGAUUUGACCAUGAUUCCAUGCCACCCCAAUGGCCCCAUACUGGCGUCUUAUUAGUCCUGCCUUCGCCAUUCCGCAACACCCUGACGAGGCCUCCCGCUUCUCAGACGGCCCCCGAUCUUGAGAGAGCAACGGUUUCCGGUCUAAUUGGCUGGUGUCCCCUACAUCUGCGUGACUUUUAUUCACUUGGCAAGAUGUGGAUUGAGUUGUGACGCGGGUGUGUCAAACCAUCGAGAGAAUUUUCUUUGUAGGCGAAAUAAUAACACAGCAUGUUCGUGUAUUUAUUUUUUUUUUUUCUUCACGUAACGGAACUUGCCAGCGAAAUGUGCAUUGCUGCCUUCAUGGACCACCCCCCUGCACAGUCUCCGGUUGUCGUAUUUCUCCCGCAAUUUAUAAGAAAACGACCCCCGUAUGGAUUUUCGUAGCACAGCCGUGAUCGACAGGAGGGCCUUUUGUUUGCGUUUCCGUGGCAACUGCGGUAUCCCACGGUAACAGCCAGGGCGGCCUUCGCAUACUGUACUCAAAUCACGGUUUAUUAGUGUAGACCUUUUACUUCCAGUGCGAAGGAAAUGCAGAAUGUCCAGAUUUCUAGUUUUGUAAAUCGUUAGAAUGGCACAGUUGUAGGGAAUGUGGCAUCAAAUAUAUGCUUAUUUUUUCACCAGCUUAAAGAAGCACAUUGCAUUUGAGGCAAAUGUGGAUUGUAAUUUUCCCUCUAUUUUUAGGCACAAGAUUAUUCAUGCCCCCAGUACAGCCCCCGCCCCCAUCAGCCCCCCUCAAAAUCUUGUCUUUUUUGUAUUCAUUUCCUUUUAAACAGGUUGUACACAUCUUCCUUUUAUGCACUUUAGAAGUGGGGUACUGCAGAAUGAGUGGCGUACAGUCGGAAGGCGAUGAGACAGGAAGCGUCAGUCUGACUGAAGGUCGCGACCUCUCUGCCUGGCAGAUGCAGGCCGUGGGGAAAGUUGUUACUACAACUUAGUUCACUAUCCAGCAGAGUUACACAGUAUUGCUAUUUUGUUACAUAGAUGAAUAUGUAAAUAUGUGCAGAUGUGUGGAUAUACUGUUCUAGUCAAAUGUUGCACGUGUCAAUGAUUGUGAGAUACAAUAAAUUUUAUUGCAUUUUUUUCCAAA
Messenger RNA from Brienomyrus brachyistius, 5807 nucleotides. RefSeq names its product RING finger protein 150-like. NCBI's taxonomy places the organism in Eukaryota, Metazoa, Chordata, Actinopteri, Osteoglossiformes, Mormyridae. The transcript has 7 exons. The coding region runs from base 531 to 1817 and encodes 428 amino acids. The record is from RefSeq and is a predicted model, not a curated record.